Molecule: messenger RNA, 3080 nt
Organism: Anopheles marshallii
Lineage: Eukaryota; Metazoa; Arthropoda; Insecta; Diptera; Culicidae
Product: U4/U6.U5 tri-snRNP-associated protein 1
Exons: 2
Coding region: 63-3080 (1005 amino acids)
Biological process (GO): maturation of 5S rRNA; mRNA cis splicing, via spliceosome
Cellular component (GO): U4/U6 x U5 tri-snRNP complex
Source: RefSeq, a predicted model, not a curated record
GAGAAAAUACGGAUACUUUGCUUCCUACAUUUCGUGCUAACUUGAAACAGGUAAAAACAACCAUGGGUUCAUCAAAAAAGCAUAAACGAGAUUCUAAAAAGCAUAAACGUCGUUCGCGUUCACGUAGCCGCUCACCACGGUUCGAGCGUCCGGAACGUGACCAUCGUCGUCGUUCUGAUUCCUACUCCGAGGAUAACGAUACCUACAGCCAAGAUGCGGCCCGCAGGCACAAGAAACACAAGCGUGAGCACAGCGAGCAUAGACAUCAUCACAGUCGGAACUAUGAGCGCGAACAUCGCACCCAGCGUGACAAUCCGGAGGUGAAUGCGGUCGCUGAUGAUUCCGAUAGUUCGGAUUGUGUGGAAGUACCUCUGGAUGAUGCGAGUGCACCGCCACCGCCUCCCUCCAUCAGCCGUAAGUCUCCGGGAUCGGAUGCAGUGCCGUCGCCUCCUCCGCCCCCGCAGGUACAGAAGCGAAGGCGCUCACCGACGCCUCCGCCCGCCCCGAAGACAUCAUCAACCUCCCGGAAACGAUCCGUCUCGCCGAUUCCGUCCAACGGAGCUGGUGAUGUGUUGUCCGUAGAAGAAACAAACAAACUGCGAGCGAAGCUUGGACUUCGGCCGCUAGAAGUUGGACCAUCGAAAUCCCAACCGGAACCAUCCUCGAGAAGGCGUCAACGAUCCCCUUCACCUCCGCCUCCACCGAAAGCGUCCUCUUCCUCUCGAAAGCGAUCAGUUUCCCCUAUCCCUGACAAUGGCGCUGGUGAUGUUCUGUCCGUUGACGGUACUAAUAAACUGCGGGCCAAAUUGGGACUUCGCCCGUUGGAAACGUCAUCCAAAAAGCGCACACGGUCGCCGACCCCGCCACCUCCACCCAAGGCAUCUUCUACUUCUACCAGCAAACGGUCCGCUUCACCCAUACCCGAAAAUGGUGCCGGUGAUGCAUUGUCAAUUGAAGAAACUAACAAAUUGCGAGCAAAAUUAGGUCUUCGACCUUUGGAGGUUGGUACUGGGAGCAAAUCGGCGGACAGUUCGAGUGCGAAAGGAAGCGAACAAGAAAACAACGAAAAGUUGAAAGAUGACUGGGGUGAAUUCUAUCACAAGCCGGCAAAGAACUUGUCGGAGAAAACGCAGGAAGAAAAGAUACGCGACAAGCUGAAGGAACGAAGAGAAAAGCGGGCGAUCGAGGAAAAACUGAAGCGUUUGAAGACGCUCGGUGAAGAAGACGAUGUAGACGAUCUGAAAAAUUGGGUUGCAAAGACGCGCGAUAAGGACCGGCUCAAGAAAGAGGCCGAAGAACGUGCCCGACUUUUGGACCAGAUGGAUGAAGAAUUAGUGUCUGGUGGUCCGGAUAUGGAUUCCUCCGGACGUGCGGGAUCUUCACGAAAACGUGCCACCAAUAAAGGGCCGUAUCGCGAUCGCGAUCUGGAAGGGCUUCGCGUAGAGCACGACGUGGAAGCGUUCAAAGAGGGACGGCAGGUCAUUCUAACACUGAAAGACGCUAACGUGCUGGACGAGGAAGCGGGCGACACACUCGUGAACGUUAAUAUGAUGGAUGACGAGCGGUACAAACGCAACGUCGAGAACCGUAAGGCAAAUCCGCAACACUACGGAUACGAUGUGUACUGUCAAGACGAUGUAGAUGAGUACGGUAUGCCGAAACAACGCGAAGUUCUUGGAAAGUACAACGAGGAAAUUGAAGGACAACGUAAAAGCAGCUUUGUCAUCGGCACGAACGCCGAACAGGAAGCACAAGAAAAGCGUCGCCUGCUGGAGAUCAAAACGAAGCUGGAGAAGAAAAAGCUCGAUUCGUUAGAGACAACACCACUGACGCUAGUGUCGGAUUACUUCACCGAAACGGAGCUGUCCUCGUUUAAAAAGCCCAAGAAGAAGGUUCGCAAAAUACGACAGAAGCUACGGGCGGAUGAUUUGCUCGCAUCGCUACCGGUCGAAGAAAGCAUGGCCGAUUUGGGAUCGCGCUCGAGACGAAACGAGCGAUCCGGUGCGCGGACCGUUACGACAGAAGAUCGUAAAAAUAUACGGGCCCGGGCAGCCGAAAUACUGGAUACGGAUGACACACCGACCAUACCAGAAGAUUUGAGCUCGGUAAAGCUAGAGGAUGCGGUAGAGGAUGAUGAAGAUUUGCAGGCGGCAUUGCAGAAAGCACGUCGUCUAAAACAGAAGGAGGCGAUCAUUUCGAAAGCCCUACCGAUUGAUCCGGAGCGGAUCAAGAGCGAGGUGAAAGAGGAGCCGGAUAGUGGCGGUGAGCUCGAUCAUCAUGGAGCAAUGUUACUCAAUUCGACGGCAGAGUUUUGCCGUACACUUGGUGACAUUCCAACGUACGGAACGGCCGGCAAUCGGGAGGAAGAUCCGAACGAAAUGAUGGACUUUGAGCGGGACAGUGCAAGCGACCGUGAUGGGAUGGAAUCGGAUCCGGAGGAGGGCCCGUCACGGCGACAUAAUCAUAGCUCACAGCACAGUGGCACCUGGAACUCGGUCAACACCGAACAGGAGCAAGAAGACAACCGUGAGCUAAAGGUGGAGGAGGUUGCAAUUCUGGAUGAGGAACCGGACGUUGCGCUCAGUGUCGCGGGAGCACUAAAGUUGGCCCAAUCGAAGGGUUACCUUGAGCGGGAGGAAAGUAAUCGCCCGAGCAAUGCGCGAUUCGCCCACUUGCAAGCUCAGAACUACUCCAUCGAGGACAAGAAUUAUGGGGAAGAGAACGACAAGUAUUCGAGGCGUGAUCGUUACGCCGGUCCUAUUACGGAGUUUAAGGAGAAGGAAACGUUCAAACCGAACGUAAAGCUCGAGUACAUCGACGACAACGGACAUCUGCUGACACCGAAGGAAGCGUUCCGCUAUCUGUCGCAUAAGUUCCACGGUAAAGGCCCGGGCAAGAAUAAAGUUGAGAAGCGGUUGAAGAAAAGCGAACAGGAGGGGCUGAUGAAAAAGAUGAGCUCCACAGACACACCACUCGGAACGCUCAACAUGCUGCAGGCAAAACAGAAGGAAACACAGUCACCUUUCAUUGUGCUGAGUGGAACCAAGCAGAACACAAGCAUCAUCAAACAGAAGCGCUAG